AUCAUCUCUAACCACCGACCGACUAUCAUAAAAAUUAGAAAUACAGAGACAGAUCUCUCAUCUUCACAAUUUCGUUUUAUUUUUUCUGUAUACAAAAGAAAAAACUAAAAAUCCAAGAGUGAGUUAAUGGCGUUAGCGAAUAACUUAACUAACGGCGAUACUGAACUUACUAGCGUUACUCUGUUCCACACCGAUCACGGCGUCAGGGAUAUGGCUUGCCUCAAAGCCCGACAACAAGUGUGUCAAUCUCCUCCGUUGGCCCGUCCUCCUCCUCGUCUCCACCUGCGGCUUCAUCGGCGCCUCCCAGUACAAGGAGACUCUACUGGCUGUUUACUUGUGCUGUAUGACCAUACUCAUCGGGCUUUUGCUGGUCGUUCUGACAUUCGCCUUCGUCGUGACCCGACCCGAUGGGUCUUAUCAAGUUCCGGGUCGAGCCGUCGAGGUUAUAGAGAGUAUAAGCUCCAAGGGUUCUCGAAUUGGUUGAGAGAGAACGUUGUGGAUUCUAAGAACUGGGGGAAGAUGAGGGCUUGUUUGGCUGUACAAACGUUUGUCCUAAGCUCAGUCAAACAAUUCAUCACCGCUGAUCAGUUCUUCUCUUCUUCUUCCAUCACUCCUCCGCUCCAGGAUCUCGCGCGAGAAGACCGAGUCAGGGACCAAAGGGUUUGGUGAGAAGAAUGUGAUCGGUGUUGGUGUAAAUGGGAAAGUGUAUGAAGGGUUGUUUCAAGGAGGAGCUGUAGGAGUACAAAGUUUAAAAUUAAACCAAUUAUGUACCGAAAUCCAUUUAGGUACAAAGUUUAAAAUUAAACCAAUUAUGUACCGAAAUCCAUUUAAUGGUUUAUUCUCUUUAAAUUGAACCAA
Molecule: messenger RNA, 858 nt
Organism: Brassica napus (rape)
Lineage: Eukaryota; Viridiplantae; Streptophyta; Magnoliopsida; Brassicales; Brassicaceae
Exons: 3
Coding region: 127-669 (180 amino acids)
Source: RefSeq, a predicted model, not a curated record